Exophiala viscosa is the source of this 2007-nucleotide messenger RNA. Its product is annotated as fungal-specific transcription factor domain-containing protein. The transcript has 2 exons. Gene Ontology annotation, molecular function: DNA-binding transcription factor activity, RNA polymerase II-specific; transcription cis-regulatory region binding; zinc ion binding. Gene Ontology annotation, cellular component: nucleus. Gene Ontology annotation, biological process: positive regulation of transcription by RNA polymerase II. The record is from RefSeq and is a predicted model, not a curated record. Bases 185 to 1867 code for a protein of 560 amino acids. NCBI's taxonomy places the organism in Eukaryota, Fungi, Ascomycota, Eurotiomycetes, Chaetothyriales, Herpotrichiellaceae.
AGCGCAGACUGUCAUUAUCUCAACGUAUUUCUAGGAACAGCAGCAACACCAAUCGAAGCGCACUGUUUCUGUGAUCACUUUGAUCGAGCACGGGCAAACGUCCCUGGACAGCGCAUAGGAGUGUCUGUACCGCUUCUCUGUAUAUACUCAACUUCACUUUGAUACGACUCAUUGGCUUGCUGCGAUGCCUUUCGAAACCCUAAUGGCCGCUGGGAUGGAGCACACCUUUUCUCUGAACCCAGGAGUGAUCGAUCUUCGACGGAGAUCCAAACAUGGCUGUGUCGACUGCAAAGCGGCCAAAGUUCGAUGCGAUGAAGUCCGCCCGUCCUGCGGUACAUGUACUCGUCGAAAACGUGUUUGUCGAGGGUAUGCCCAUAACGCAAACGCAAAGGUCCUUCCAAGGCAAGAUCAGCACAAAUCUCCACCACGGUCCCCUAGGAACGUUACGAUCAAGACAAGCUCUGACCCUCUGACACCAACAUCACCAACAAUGGACUCGAUUACGGAGGAAGACGAUACGCGGCAGUCCCCCUGCUCAAACAUAAUCGAUGAUACGACCACAAGUCUCGGUCACGUGCAAGAACAGCUAUUUGAUUCACCAAUAUCGACUGAUCUUAUGGUCCAUUCAUCCUCACGCGCCUUGGAUGCGUCCCUACGUCGCAUCCCCAAAUCGCUCCCCUCGAUCCCCGUGGGCACCAUACCUGAAGCGGACUGUUCAACGAUCAACGUGUACUUCAGGAGGCAUCCUGUUGAGCUUGUGAUAAGCUCAGAAUUUGUCGACGAGAUGAACGCUGUCGUUCUUAUGGUACUUCAAGACAGCCCUUCGGCUAUUGGCGACGCUCUCUAUGGGAUCGGGCGUGUCUACAUGGACCAAGAUAGCCAAAGCACCAAAUUACCACUUGCUCUAAACAGGCGGGCGAGAACCCUGGCUCGGUUGAGAGUGAAGGACCCGAACCGUGAACUGGAGCAGAUGCUCGUGAUGAUGUUAGCAUUGAGUGGGAUGGAGCUUAUCGACACGAAAUGCAGGCCUCACGAACGCACAUUCCCAAUUAUCGUUGGCUACGCAGCAUCAAUAAUCAACAAAUACCUCGGGUCAGGUCUGGUUCUGAGCUCGCUCGCCAAGUACUUCAUUCGUACCUUGGCGCGGCAAGACAUGAUGAUAUCGCUGAGUCAGUUGCGUCGCAAUGCCAUCAGAACGGACACCUGGCUCGACGACACUGCGAAGCAUAACGCCGAUCGAUUCAUGGGAUAUACAGCAACGCUGAUGCCGCUUCUUGAGGAGUUAUGUGCUCUAGCGGAAGACGUUCACCAGAGCUUAGGUAUCACUCGUGGGAAAGGGUAUGAGUUGGGGAACGCCACAUCGAUUCCUUUGUCCUUGACAACGAUUUCAAUGAUUUCGCAAAGGGCAAUGAACUUACAGUUUCGACUCCGAUCUUGGCGUCCAAUUUUCAGUCAGGAGAUAUCAGCAAGGACUUCAAGGCGGCUGUUAGCACAGGCCUAUGCAACCCGCGCUGCUGCUUCACUUAUGCUGCAUCGACUAGUCAAUCCUGCCGGAAGCUCGGAAGAGAGCGAUAGAGAAGCUUUUGAGAUGGCUUGUGAGAUUAUGGCCCAUCUGAAUGGACAACCUGAGGACUUGCGGUUGUCGACCUUCCCUGCGCUGAUUGCGAGUUGCGAGUUGGAGAGUGAAGAAGACCGGGCUGUUGCAGUUGAGAUCUUUGAGGGUAUUUAUAAUGCUCGAAAGACUGGUACAUCACUUCAGACGAAGGACUUCGUCGUCGACAGGGUAUGGAAAGCAAGGGAUGCAGGCGAGGACUGGGAUUGGAUGGUCCUGAGUCAAAAGUACCCUGGUGAAUGUGUACCGAUAUAGCACGAAGUGUAGAGUACGGUAAAACUGUGAGCGCUGAGUACCGUGAGCACUGAGUUCCGUUGCAUGAUAUGAUAUGUACUUUUAAAGCCUCAGAACGUGCUGCCGAGAAGCCUUCGAGGAGCACUCGUCACUGUCAAUAC